AGUCCCAAUCCGUCUCUCUGUGUGUGUUAGUUAGGAACGUACCGGUGCUACUCCUAGCUGGUAGUAACACAGACAUUUUUGCCUGCCUUGCCAUGCCCUAACACCGGUUUUCUUCCCUUCGUUCCUUAUUCUUCUCUCUUCCUUUUUUAUAUUGUAUAUUCCAAUUUACCCCAAAUUCUACUAUUCCAAAAUCCCUACCCCUUCAGCCACUCCAUGACAAGAAAAAGAAGUUGACAACGUUACCAAAGUUUACAAAGUGGUCACGCCAGUGUAGUGGACAGAGGAUAUUUCUUAAUUGGAUCUGUGACAAUUAUCACAGAAUUGUCAUACCGGACGAUUGUCCAGGCGCAGCUCAGUUUCUGGGAGCCUACUUUGCCUAGUGCGUGCUGGAAUUAGUGCGGGUUCAUUGUCAUCGUGUGGACGUGUUUCGCGGUUUUACUCUCUCGUCUCUCCCAACCUCCUCUCUUCUAUUCCUAAAUACUAGUUUUUACCUUUCUUUCCCUACUUUUCCCUCACUCUCCUCGUCUUUCGCACAAAAUACGAAAGUGAAGAAAAAGAGAGUAGAUUUUCUUACGAUUUCCGCACGGAUGGACGCCCGCCGUCGGUGAUAGUGAACCAUUUCUCUUCCCUCCACAUACAUCCUCAGUUUCUCAAGUCGCCAGCGCCUCAGUUUCCUUUCCAGCUCGUAUUUUUAAUCUUGAAUAUUUUUCUUCGGACUGCGAAUAUUCUCGCUUUUGGAAACUGAGGUAUCGAUGUACCUCGAUGAAGGUGGAUAGUGAUUGAUUGAUAAUUCGUGGAUUUUAAGUGCACCUUGGAAGGAGUUGUGCUUAAUGUUAGUUAGCCGAAGUCGUGCUUAAUGUUCGGGUUUGGUGCCGGUGCUGUUGCCGUCGACCCCGUCGCCGCUAAUCAGUUUUCCGUUGUGUCGCGCGACGAGAAAACGCGCGAGGAGGCGCUAUCGAGAUCGCGAAGCGUCGACGCGUUACCACCACGCGCUCGACUCUCGUUGAGGUUCAAGAGACAAGGGCUGCCGUGAGAACGGCGCCGUCGUCGUGCUCCACGACGAAGAAUAUUCAGAUAUGCCCUAGGAUACGCUGAACGCCGCCAGCUACGAGAACAAAGUUGGUUUGGCCGCUGGAGGCGCGAAGCUGCCAGCAAGGAAUCACAUAGCCCGCGCACGUGAAUAUGAGCAUGACUUUCGUACGGAACGGCUUCAGAGGGUGCAGCGAGGACGAGACAGGUGCGGACGCGGAAGUGGGCGGUUGCGUGGAUGGCACGGCCAGUGGUGGCGGAGGCGGCGGAGAAGGAGGUUCGGCUAAACAGGGUGAAAGGUGCCCCCAGUGCGGUAUCCUCUUUCGGAAUUUACACGUACUGCAGCUCCAUCUCGAGGACGUCCACAAGACGACUUACGCCAUCGAUAAGCACGACCUCGGCGCUCAGUUCUCUCAAGUCUCUUGCAAAGUAUGUAGUAAAAAUUUUGCCAACGUCUACCGACUACAAAGGCACAUGAUCAGCCACGACGAGAGUGCAGUACUUCGAAAAUUUAAAUGUCCCCACUGCGAAAAGGCCUUCAAAUUCAAACAUCACCUCAAGGAGCAUCUUCGCAUUCACAGUGGAGAGAAGCCAUUCCAAUGCAUCAACUGCGGUAAACGAUUCUCGCACUCGGGGUCCUAUUCAAGUCACAUGACCUCGAAGAAAUGUCUGAUAGUGAAUCUAAAGAAGUCGAGACAAGGAUCAAUCAGUAAUGUAGAUAGAGGACCGAGAAAGACUCAGCCGUCGUUGCAAAAUCGUCGCGACGUCGACAUGAUAGCUGCAAACAACAAUACCUUUAUGCCUAUUCUGCCCAAGCUGUCGCCUUCUGACUAUCACGAUAUUCACAGUGAAGGGGGAGGUAUGUACGAUGUGCCUACGAUGCUUCCGCAGAUGAUGGGAUUCGGAAGUUACUUUCUGCAGUCAUCUCUGAGAAAAUUCUUGAACCAGCUGCACACAAAGAGACGAGACGAUUUAUCCGAACACUAUGAAUCUCACAUAGAUGUGAUGAGUCCCUCGACGGCGGAUUCCGAGGGAACCGAAGGAACUGAGGGUAAAGAAUCCCCAGCAACAGCUGAAUCCCAAGGUCUCGACGCCGUUCGACGUAUUCUCGAAACCGUCAAUACCUCUGUCACGAAACAACUUUUAGAAGCUAAUGUUAGGAAAUUAUCGUCAUCUCCUGCCACCAUCAAGCGAGAAUAUGAUGAAGACUAUCAGGAUCAAGAUAGCGAGAUCUCGAGUGAAAUGAUCCACUACCCUGAUUGGCCAACGACAGACCAAUGCGACUCGCAGAGCGAGGGUUUAGCAGCGAAGCUGGAAGAGAUCAAUCCAAAGCCAAGCAUCAGACAAGGGUUGAAAAGGAAAGCUGAAGUUGAUUCUUCGGAAGCGGAUUCUGAGGAUGAAGAUGAGACGAGCCAACCUCAGAGCGAAAGUGGGAGAAGGGUCAGAGCUAGAUCGCUGAUCGACGACGAACAAUUGGCCGUUCUAAAGGGCUACUAUGCCAUCAACCCUCGACCCAAGAAGGAGGAAAUCAUCAUGAUCGCGAACUACAUCAAAUUUCCUACUCGCGUUGUCCAGGUGUGGUUCCAAAAUUCUAGAGCGAGGGAUCGCAGGGAAUCGAAGAUUCCAGCUCUCCUUCCAUUGGCGAAUGCUGGCACUCAACCAAUGAAUGAUCAGCCACUUGAUCUCUCGAAAAAAGAACUGACAAUGUCCGUGAUAAAAGACAGCGAUACCUCGAGUAGGAACACAGCUUCUCCCUGUGGACCAAAAGAGGAUGUUGUAGCAAUACCAGCAACGAAUCCGGAACCCGAUGAUCUCGAAGACUCCCCUCUUGUUAUAGAUGAAGAAACCACGGAUUCCGCAGAGGUCAGGCAGACUCUGGCCAACGAUGUUUUACCUAAGAGUAUAAAUCAAACACCAGUGAAAAUCGAAGUUGACAGAACGAUAAUUCAGCAAGAGAUACCUCCAACAACCGAGAUGGAACAAGAAGGCAUAUACUUUUGUAAUCAGUGCGACAAAACCUUCUCAAAACAUAGUUCUCUUGCAAGACAUAAGUACGAACAUUCCGGACAAAGGCCCUACAAGUGCCAGGAGUGCCCAAAGGCGUUCAAGCACAAGCAUCACCUGACUGAGCACAAACGGCUGCACAGUGGCGAAAAGCCCUUCCAGUGUUCCAAGUGCCUCAAGCGCUUUUCUCAUUCUGGCUCCUACAGCCAACACAUGAACCACCGGUACUCUUACUGCAAACCUUACAGAGAAUAGGAGUACCAAAUCGCUCUCAAAAACGAGGCCCACCCACUUAGCUAAGUACGUACGGACCUUCUUUUACGCGUCACCGGUUAGCGAAAGGUAAUUUUCAAAUGGAACGAAACAAGGGAAAGAAAAAACAACAAAUAAAGAAAGAAAACUUCGUCGCCGGACACACGCAUCACUUUGUUCAGGAUUUAGCAUUUAAGUUUGAAUUUUAUAAGCACCUCGCAAAUCCU
Belonocnema kinseyi is the source of this 3512-nucleotide messenger RNA. RefSeq names its product zinc finger protein 1-like (gene zfh1). Gene Ontology annotation, biological process: anatomical structure development; regulation of transcription by RNA polymerase II. Gene Ontology annotation, molecular function: DNA-binding transcription factor activity, RNA polymerase II-specific; RNA polymerase II cis-regulatory region sequence-specific DNA binding. The coding region runs from base 1183 to 3288 and encodes 701 amino acids. The transcript is spliced from 9 exons. Lineage: Eukaryota; Metazoa; Arthropoda; Insecta; Hymenoptera; Cynipidae. The record is from RefSeq and is a predicted model, not a curated record.